Molecule: messenger RNA, 477 nt
Organism: Rotaria sordida
Lineage: Eukaryota; Metazoa; Rotifera; Eurotatoria; Philodinida; Philodinidae
Source: the annotation of a GenBank genome assembly
CGGAGCUAAAUAUGACUUUAGUCGAGAUCGUGAACGACGAGCUGGUGUUGAUGAUAUGGUUUUCAUGUCAAAAAAUACUGACUCCGAAAUAAGCCAUAAUCUCAAAAUUCGUUUUGAUGUCAAUUAUAUUUAUACAUAUAUUGGACCUGUUCUAAUUGCUGUAAAUCCAUAUAAAGAUGUUGAAUAUUGUCGUGAAAGUCAUAUGGAAAAAUAUCGAGGAGCUACUCAAAUGGAUAAUGCUCCACAUAUAUUUGCUAUAGCUGAAGAUAUGUUUAGUAAUAUGUUAAUUGAUUCCGAAAAACAAUGUGUUAUUAUAAGUGGUGAAUCAGGUGCAGGGAAAACAGUUAGUGCAAAAUUUAUUAUGGCUUAUAUUGCUGAAGUAUCGGGUGGUGGCCCGAACGUGAAGCGUAUAAAGGAUGUUAUUUUACAGUCCAAUCCAUUAUUAGAGGCAUUUGGUAAUGCAAAAACAAUUCGUAA